AUGGCUUCGUCACUUGGCGCUCUGAGGAAUGUGGCCGAACCAGCUUUCAUUGUUUUUGCCUUCACCAUAGGCACUCUCAUCAACCGCCGCCGACUGGAUCGUGACGAUGACGUAGACUCGUGUGAGCGUGGGUCGGAGGAUUCCUCCUCCCGCCCCACCUCUCCGCUCCUCAAGCCGGAGAUGCGCGCGGAGUCGGGCGAGGUAUCCCGCAUCAACAGCAAACUUCUCGUUCGAUUUUACCAUACCUUCCCGUUCCUUGCUGAAAUCUGGUAUUGGAAUGCGACGUACUGGAUAUACCAGCUGCUUCGUGCCUUCUCGGCACGUAUGAUUGCCGGUAACGAAGCAGUCUUUGCGAGGGCUCGCGACCAUGCGAUUUCUAUUCUGAAGUUCGAGCAGUUCUUCGGCAUUGACGUCGAACUUGGCGUGCAGAAAUAUGUCCUUACAAACAUGCCCUGGUUGAUGUCUUACUUGGCUAAGAUCUACUACUUCCACAUUAGCCUCGGCAUCAUCUUCAUCAUCUACUGCUACACAUUUCUUCCACCGAGCACGUUCCAGAGAAUCCGACGAACUAUCGCCAUGGACAAUGCCAUCGCCUUCGUCAUCGUCACGACCUAUCGUUGCAUGCCGCCGCGCAUGCUCCCGGCCGAAUACGGAUUCGAAGAUGUGCUCCACGGAGCCAAGGGAGGAGGCAACGCGUGGACGCACAACAAGUUCCAGCUGACCAUCGCCGCGAUGCCGAGUCUUCACUGCGGUACCGCUCUCUUCCUCGCCUGGAGUAUCUGCCGGUUUUCGCCUCACCGUCCGCUUCGUCUUAUCGCGCCACUGUGGCCGAUGGCUAUGCUCUUCACGAUCGUUGCAACGGCGAAUCACUUCAUCUUGGAUGCUAUGAUUGGUGCGAUGGUCCCUGUCAUCGGAUGGAGAUUUAACCGGGCUAUCUUGGUGUUGCUGCCGCUGCAGAAUUGGGUGUUGGAGAGGCUGGGGUUGAGAACCCCCGAGGAUGAGGACAAUACUCCGGCAUAUGUCCCGAAAGAGUGGUAA
This is a messenger RNA of Colletotrichum abscissum, 1038 nucleotides long. RefSeq lists its product as uncharacterized. Gene Ontology annotation, molecular function: inositol phosphoceramide synthase activity. Gene Ontology annotation, cellular component: inositol phosphoceramide synthase complex. The transcript has 3 exons. The record is from RefSeq and is a predicted model, not a curated record. The coding region runs from base 1 to 1038 and encodes 345 amino acids. Gene Ontology annotation, biological process: inositol phosphoceramide metabolic process; sphingolipid biosynthetic process. NCBI's taxonomy places the organism in Eukaryota, Fungi, Ascomycota, Sordariomycetes, Glomerellales, Glomerellaceae.